AUGGCGCUUUCUAGAUCUCUGUUUUUCGCUUUGAUCGGUUGGGUUGCAUUCACCUGUCUUGAGGCACAACAAACCACAAGUAUAAAUUGUGACACAAUACCCUACCCGCUCACACUGUCAACAUUUUUGGAUGAAUAUACAGGCGAUAUAGAAUGGAUUACAAAUAUCCCGCCCAAUGUAAAUCUGAAAUUAAGAGAGUAUUUUUUCCCCGAGCACUUACCAUAUGUGGAGCUAGUACAUACAUUUGGAUCUCCCAACGCAACAGUGAGGACUCGUAAGCCCCUGGAUGUUGAUUCUAUUGAGAGGACUGGAACGGUAUCCGCAAUAAACGUCUCUGUUAUACAAGUGAAAGCUGUGGAUAAAGAUUUUUUACCUGAGUUUAACGUCGUUACUUACAGUCUUUGGGGUCCAAACUCCAGUUACUUUCAUAUAAGGGAAGGAGAUGGAAACAUCAUCCUGAAUAAAACAUUGGAUUACAACAAGAUCAACCUUUUCAAUUUAACAGUCCAAGCAAAGGAAAAAUUUGGAAGCAAUAGUGGCACUGCAUCAUUACUAAUUAAUGUGCAAGAUUACGAUACACUGAACCCUUAUUUCAGUCAACAAGUAUACAAUGGAAACAUCAGUGAAAACCAGGUGGGCCAUCUGUCUAUUCACCCAGAGGAGAUAUUAGCUAAAGAUGGAGACACAGGUAUAAAUGAGAAAGUAGUUUACAGCAUCAAACUAGUGAAUCCUCCAGCCUAUAGCAACAACUUUGUAAUUGAUGCAGACACUGGAGUGUUGGGAGUAAAGACUGCACUUGACAGAGAAGAAUGUCCGUAUCUUGUUGUGAGCAUUCAGGCAGCUCAGCAAGAUAAUAUUUUCAAAACAGCCAAUGCAGUAGUGCUGGUUACUAUUGAAGACGUGAAUGACAAUCCUCCGGAAUUUUCACAAUCAAGUUACAAUAUCUCGAUCCCAGAAAAUUUCCCAAAUGGGAUGGAAGUUCUUCAAGUAACAGCUUUCGACAAAGAUGAGGGAGGCUUCCAGGGAACAUUCAUUCUCAUUUCAGCUGACAGUCCCUUCCUGUUAAGUCAAGCUGGGAUCCUAACUGUGAGGAACUCCACGCUAUUGGAUAGGGAGAGAAUACCAUCUAUUCACCUACAGGUCGCUGCUAGAGAUCAUUUGACACUUUAUGAUGAGGCAUACUCUACUAUCAACAUAGUGUUACUAGAUGAAAAUGACAACAGCCCAACCUUUAGAGGCACACCAUAUAAACAAGAUAUUUUCAUCAACAUGACUGCAGGAAUGCCCAUUCUUCAGGUUGCUGCUGAUGAUCCAGAUGAUGGUAUAAAUGGAGAGAUAAGCUUUACAUUAGCUGGUGGCAAUGAAGAUGGAUACUUUGAAUUGGAUACAUCCACAGGACAAAUCAGUUUAAAAACAGUAAUCCCAUUAGGAGUAAACCAGCUUAAGAACUUUGUCUUGUGGAUAACAGCUAUUGAUGGUGGGACGAUGCCAAGAAGUUCAUCAGUGCCAGUACAGAUCUUUGCAGUUGGAGAUUCCAGACCACAAUUUGUUCAGAAAACAUACUAUGUGUCUGUGGAAGAAGAGCUAGUCAAUCCUGUUGAAGUAGCAAGAGUAGAGUACGAGUCUUUAAAUCCCCAUAUACCAGUUACACUUCAAGUACUGACGGAAUCUACUACAUUUGAAAUCGAUCUCAAUGGAACCAUCUCGACAAAAACCAAACUGGACUAUGAAUCCCAGAAUAAUUACAUACUAAAUAUUUCAUUGUCAGAUGGAAAUGCUACUGAUUAUGCUACAGUGUUUAUCAAAGUCACAGAUAUCAAUGAUAACAGUCCUGUGUUUGAUACAACCAGCACAACCAUUACCAUUCUGGAGAACACAACAGUUGGAGCUAGUAUUACCCGUGUGUCAGCUACGGACGUGGAUGGGGGCUUUAACGGAUUAGUGGUUUAUAGUCUGAAAGGUGGAGAAGGGAAAAUGGACAUUAACAACUCAGGAUUAAUUUUGCUGGAAAAAGAACUAGACAGAGAAAAACAAAGUUUCUAUAACCUAACAGUGAUUGCUAGUGACCAAGGCCAACCCGUGCUGUCUACAGCUCUCAAUUUGACAGUUAUCAUUGGCGAUGUGAACGACAACCCUCCAGUGUUCUCAUCAAGUAGGUACGAAGUGAGCGUCCCUGAAGACAAAGUGCUUGGAACGGCACUGCUGACAGUAUCUGCUACUGAUUUGGACACUGGGGCCAACGCCCUUGUGAAGUACAGAAUUGUGAGCCAGCAACCUCCAACCUCCUUGCCAGUGUUCCUUAUCAAUUUGACCACAGGCCAGGUCAGCCUGAGCCAGCAGCUGGAUUAUGAAACUAUAAAGCAAUUCGAAGUAGAAGUGGAGGCAUCAGAUGGAGGGCAACCAAGUCUUAGCGCUAAGGCACUUGUAACUGUGCAUGUACUAGAUGUCAACGAUAACCCACCAGAAUUUAAUCAGGCAGCUUAUGAUGUAUUUGUGUUUGAAAACCUGCUAAGGGGUAGUCCUGUUUACACAUUCAAUGUUACAGACAAGGACGAGGCUGGCUUUUCUCAGGGACACUUUAUUGAUAACAGUACUUUAUUUACUGUGGAUAUCCCUGGAACACUUUCAUUAAGGAAUGACACAGAACUGGAUCGAGAGACCACAGCUGGAUUCACUUUACAAGUAUGGGCAGUCGAUGCUGAAGUGAAUGGGCUUAGUUCAAGUGCCCUGUUCCACAUCACUGUUCUGGAUGUCAAUGAUAAUAACCCUGAGUUUCAGAUGCAGCCAUACCGUUUUGCAGUUCUGGAAGGAGAUUACACGUUGGGUGCUCCUGCUGCAGUUGGAAAUGUGACUGCUACUGAUUUGGAUGAGGGAGAGAAUGCACAAAUUACCUACCACUUAUCAGCUGAGGAUGGGGAUAAUCCGUAUAACAUCCAACAGGAUGGAACCAUUUUGGUUAAAGGCUACAUAGACCGAGAAACGAAAGAGACAUAUGAGUUGCUGCUGGUGGCAUCUGAUAAUGGAGUACCUCAAAGGCAGAACUUCACGUAUGUCCACAUUCAAGUGUUAGAUGUGAAUGAUAACCCCCCUCGGUUUAUGGAAGGACAUUACUCUGCCACUGUACACGUAGCAACGGCAAAAGAAGGAGCGUCUGUACUAUCUGUGUCUGCUACUGAUCUUGAUGUUGGGGACAACUCUGUUAUUUCUUACAGCCUUAUGAAUCAUUCUGAUGAUUUCCAUAUAAAUAACCACACCGGAGAAAUCACCCUCAGCAGUAACUUGGACCAUAUCGUAGCUGACACAAUUGUUACCCUGGUAGUUAUUGCUACUGAUCAUGGAGUUCCUCAGCUUACAUCAAACGCCUCUGUUACUCUCUACUUGCUGGUAAACGACACUAGCUUCGGACUGGCUUUUGAAAGCUCCAGCUAUGAGUUCACUGUUCAAGAAGAGGAACCAGUUGGGACUGCUGUUGGCUCUGUGAAGGCUCUGACUGGAAGCAUAGCCAUACAAGUAGUGUACUCUCUGAAAUCUCAUGGUGACAAGUUCUCUGUUAGUGACCAAGGACACAUUGUGACUUUUGCUAGUCUAGACCGAGAAGAAGAUGACCUAUACAGCAUCAUUGUAGAAGCUAUUGAUUCUGUGGUGCCACCCAACACAGCUGUUGCUUUGGUAACUGUGAGAGUUAAUGACAUCAAUGACAAUCCUCCGAUUUUCUCAACAUCAAUUCAGACUAAACUAUCAGCUCCUGAGAACGCAGCUAGUCUAGACUUGGGUGUAUUUUCUGCUACUGAUUUGGAUAUAGGAGUUAAUGCACUUAUAAGUUACUCUCUGCAAGAUGAUUUUGAUGGAAUGUUCCAUAUUCACAGUUCCACUGGCAAGCUGAUGACAACAAAAUCCUUAGACAGAGAGACGGUGGACAGUUAUGAAUUGAAAAUAAUUGCCACUGAUUCUGGCAAACCACCACAAUCUGCGAGCUUAGUUCUAAGCAUCACUGUAGAAGAUGUGAAUGACAACCCACCAGUGUUCCCCCAGAAAUCAUAUGCUGUGACUGUAAAAGAAAAUGAGCCUCCGCACGUGAUUUUGAGUGCAGCAGCCACAGAUGAAGAUAUAGGGUACAAUGCCAUUAUUCAUUACACCAUAAUUGGAGAGACUUAUUCAUUUCACGUUGGAGAACUUUCUGGAAAUAUUUCAACUCUUCAACCUCUGGACUACGAAAGUCGUUCCCAGUACACAUUUAUUCUGAAAGCUUUCAAUCCUGGAGAGCCAUAUUUCCAGGACACAGCAAACAUUACAGUUACUGUGGAAGAUGUUAAUGAAGAAGGACCCAUAUUUGACAAGCCCUCGUAUUACCGGAUCCUUCUAGACAAUUCUACAGCUGGCACACUGGUAGUGGAUAUCAAUGCAAGAGAUGAAAACAAGGGUUAUGAUGAAGGCAUUUUCUACAAUAUUUCAGAUGGAAACUCAGAUGGCCUCUUUAGUCUUUCCAGUAACACAGGAGAACUCACAUUAACAAGAGACUUAUUGAAACAGACUGUUUCCCAAUAUUACUCCUUGAAUGUCACUGCUACAGAUUCGGGUCUGCCACCUCUUUCAACUACUGUAAAGGUGUCAAUAACCAUAGCUCCCAUCAACAGUUCAUUCCCGGUGUUCUCUGAAGAGGUCUAUAAGCCCGCCCCUCUGAGUGAGAAGACGCUGCCAGAUACAUUCGUUGUACAUAUCCGUGUGUCAUAUAAGGACCCUGUGACAUACAGUAUUGUAUCUGGAGAUGAGAAGGGUUAUUUCAUUAUUGAUUCAUCCACUGGUAUCAUAAGAACAAGAAAGAAUUUGAAACCAGAAGAUUUUCCAGUCAGUUUCCGUGUGCGAGCAACAGAUUCGUCCAAUGCUGCUUUAUUCAUAUUUAAUGAAGUUUCUGUGAAUGUGGAAGUUAUUGAUGAAAAUGAUUUCCCUCCAGUUUUCCCACACUCUCUAAUCGAAGAAGGAUUGGAAGAGAAUGUAUCUGCAACUCAGAUUGUCCAGCUGAAAGCUCAGGAUAAUGAUACAGGUAGAAAUGGUUUCCUAACAUACGGCAUUCUCAGCGGAGAUGAACAAAAAUUCAGGAUAAAUGAAUCAACUGGAACUCUUUAUUCUACUACCUCCUUUGAUUACGAAGAAGAACCUAGAGAGUAUCAGGUUGUGGUAUAUGCUGAAGAUGAUGGAAUCCCUGAGAAGAAAAGAGGUUACUGCACAGUUGUCAUAAAGAUCAUUGAUGUUAAUGACUGGCCACCUGUCUUUGAUCAAAUCAGUGAAUUCAGUGUAAAUGAAAAUGUGCCUGCAGGAUUCAUAGCUGGAAAAGUCACAGCAACAGACAGAGACACAGGAGACAAUGCUUUUAUUCUAUAUAGCCUUACAGGUGGUGGAGGAAAUAUAUUUGAAAUAGAUGAACUAUAUGGCUAUAUUAAGAUAAAGAACUCUCCAGACUAUGAAACCAUGAAUAUAUACAACCUUACAGUGAGUGCAGUCAACAAUAAAUCUGCCCCUUUCCAUCAGGCAACUACUCACGUCACUGUUCUAGUAAUUGAUGUGAAUGAUAAUGCUCCAGUAUUUGCUCAGGAUUCCUAUUCUGCUUCUAUAAACAUGAUUAAUCCUGUAGGUGCUCAUGUCAUAACUGUGAGUGCUACCGACAAAGAUCAGGGACAAAAUGGCCUUAUAGAGUACUACAUCCUCCCUGAUAAAAACUUCAGCCCGUUCUUCCUGAUAGAAGAUGUGAGUGACGGGAAAAUAAUUACAACCGGAAACCUGUCUAGAUCUGGAGAGAUCCAUUUAACAGUGAUGGCUAAGGACAAAGGCUCUCCAUCUUUAAAUGGCACUGCUAUGAUUACUCUUAAUGUGUUUGACAACCGUCCAUUUGUUCCUCAGUUUAACCAGAGUGAAAUCAGCAUUUCCAUUCCAGAAAACACAGGAGUGAAUUAUUUAAUUUACGCUUUUACUGUGGCUGAAACUUCAGGAAAACAAAUUGCUUAUACAACUGUAUCUGGCAAUGAAAAAGGUCAUUUCAGACUGGAUCCACAAAGUGGUCAGCUGAGAACCACAAUUAAUUUGAACUACGAGGAAAUUUCUCAGUAUGUGAUUCUCAUUGAAGCAAAUGAACAUCUUUUAACUGCCAUGGAAGUCCAGUAUUCAGGCCUGUUUGCUCAAAAUGUGGCCAUGCUGACAAUCUCAGUGCAGGAUGUGAAUGAAGAUCCAGCAUUUUUGAGCAAUGACUACUCUGCUUGGAUACCAAACUCUGUGCCGUACAGAUACCCGGUUAUCACAGUUGAGGCCACGGAUCCAGAUUCAGGAGACAAUGGAGUUCUGCUGUACAGCUUGGUGAAUAAUCAAGGAAAUGAAUUUGACAUCAAUGAAAAUACAGGGCAGAUUUUUACAGUUUCUGUAGCAGGAAAGGCUGGAACAUUUUAUCUGGAAGUUCAAGCUGCAGACCAAGGCACAAAAAGGCUCACGGCCCAGACAACAGUGAUGGUAACCGUUGAUUCCAGUUCCAGUGACAACAUUGUGGUGGUGGUACUUAAUCAGAAUAUCAAUGUUGUUGAAAAACACAUUGCUGAAGUAAAAAGGGUCCUGGAAAAUGCACUUGCGUGGCGUGUAUUCAUCAUUGAUGUUUAUUCUAAUGAGUUUGAAAGAAAAGCAAGAAGCAGCGCUGAGACCACCAACAUAAAAAUUCUUGCUUUUGAUGAGGCAAACCAGGAAGUAUCUGGGGAAGAUGUAAAAAGAAAACUUAGGGGGGAGAUGAACAACAUUGAGAUCGAACUGGACGAAACAUUUCCAACAUUUGUUACUGCUACCAUAGAAGAGGCUCCUGCAGACACAGCAAGUCCUGAACUCAUUGCAACUAUCAUCCUCAGUGUUCUGCUAGCCUGCACCCUCAUCGCCUUCCUGGUAUAUGUAGUCGUUACUGAAAAAAGGAAAAGAAAGCAUCAGCAACACUAUUUGGUUGAGAAGCAAGUUGGAGUUAUAGAGGGUAUUGAUAAUCCGUGUGCAGCUGCCUCAAAUGGAACUUUGAAAAGCUUAGAGACACUAGAGCACAUGAAUAACUUGAAAACUGAAAUAAUAGCACUUAGUAACACAGAAAAUGCCAAAGAAGGCCAUGCUGACAAAGAUGAACUCGAGGUCAACGAAAAAUGCGAUUACCUUGAGACACUAGAUCACAUCAGCGCACACGAAGAAAAUGUAGCAUCUGAAAAAGACACUGAACCUAGAAAGGUACAGGCCUGGCCCACUGCAGAAUUCACAUCAAAACAGGAUCACUUUCUGACAGGUACAAAUCCAGCAUCAGCUCUUUCCUUAACACCUGAUCGCACAACACACACCCCUGAAAAAGAAGUUAAAGGAGUAAAAUUUUCAGAAGUGGCCAUCAUUCUGGACGCAGAGCUUGAAGAUGAUGACCCUGAUGAUAAUGAUGUGUUUUUUCAUCAAUAAGAAUGCUUGACAAAGAAACCUUUUAGGAGAACCACAAUGACACUCACUGGAAUACUACAGAAUUAAAUGAGCAGUAAGAAUAUGGGAAUACUAUCCAGAGUUUAUUUCCUGUUGCUCCUGUUUGUGCUGCAAAAGAUGGAUGAGACAAUCAACAGGAGGCUUGAAGGGCUGCAGGCUGCUGUCCUGGAUGCUCCCUUAUAGAGCACGUGAUUCCUUAUGAGGUGUGUUAAAU
Molecule: messenger RNA, 7684 nt
Organism: Cuculus canorus (common cuckoo)
Lineage: Eukaryota; Metazoa; Chordata; Aves; Cuculiformes; Cuculidae
Product: protocadherin Fat 4-like
Exons: 43
Coding region: 1-7452 (2483 amino acids)
Biological process (GO): homophilic cell-cell adhesion
Cellular component (GO): catenin complex; plasma membrane
Molecular function (GO): calcium ion binding; cadherin binding
Source: RefSeq, a predicted model, not a curated record